This is a messenger RNA of Olea europaea var. sylvestris, 949 nucleotides long. RefSeq names its product organelle RRM domain-containing protein 2, mitochondrial-like. The coding region runs from base 168 to 632 and encodes 154 amino acids. The record is from RefSeq and is a predicted model, not a curated record. Gene Ontology annotation, molecular function: RNA binding. NCBI's taxonomy places the organism in Eukaryota, Viridiplantae, Streptophyta, Magnoliopsida, Lamiales, Oleaceae. The transcript is spliced from 3 exons.
GAGUCUCGAACAUCCCAAUACGACAUCGGAUUAUACUCAAAAUUAGAGAUUUUUACACAUUCGUCUCUUUGCAAACCAUAAACCCUAAAUUAGACGCCAUUUGCAUUUCUAUUUUAUAGUUUAUAUCAUCCAUUUUGCUGAAUCUCAAUCAGAAAAUCUUAAUCGAAAUGGCGUAUGCUUCUGCUUUCCGUCGUGUUCUGAGCGGAUCUUCCACUCCUUCGCCGAUUUUUCGCUCACAAUUCGCUUGGAUUCGCCACAAUUCUACCCUUCCUACGCUCACCAGUCCUAAGCUUUUCAUUAGCGGUAUAUCAAAAAAUACAACCGAUGAAAGUCUUUUCAACGCAUUUGCACCGUAUGGAAGGCUUCUUGACGCAAAAGUGAUCAUGGAUCGAAUGUCUGGAAAACCAAAGGGGUUUGGUUUUAUUACUUAUGAAACAGUAGAAGAAGCUGAGAAAGCACGGGAAGAAAUGAAUGCCAAGUACCUGGACGGUUGGGUAAUUUUUGUUGAUCCAGCAAGGCCUAGGGAGCCUCCUCCUCCACCUCGACAACCUCCUCAACAAGACCUACAUCUCAAUCCAAAGCCUACUGAAAGUCUCUUUGCGCCUAACAGGACUUUAGGAUGGUCUGGUUGAUGCUCUUGGAAGAUAUUGGGCCAUUUUUGGUACAUACAUCAAUGUCGUAACUGCAACAGUCAAGCAUUAUUACUACUACUACUGUCUCUGUUAGGAGCAUUUGAACUACUGUUGUGCCAUGGAUAGUAUUAUCUUGAACACUUGUAUCGAUUUUCACUUUGCUUUGCAAUUGACUGCAUUAAGUUAUUGUCGUAGAUUUCAAGUAAUUUAUGUUAUACCUGGGAUAAGUGGUUUAGAAAAAUGGCUGGAAUAACUGCUAUUGGAAUUUUCGAUUUUCUAUUCAUUCACAAUCUAGCCUGGUCAAUCCAGUUAUGAUA